This is a messenger RNA of Achroia grisella, 1040 nucleotides long. Its product is annotated as apolipoprotein D-like. The coding region runs from base 121 to 699 and encodes 192 amino acids. Lineage: Eukaryota; Metazoa; Arthropoda; Insecta; Lepidoptera; Pyralidae. Gene Ontology annotation, molecular function: pigment binding. The record is from RefSeq and is a predicted model, not a curated record. The transcript is spliced from 5 exons.
UCUACUCUAGAGUCGACGUUAGACCGGUCAGUGACUACACGGUUAUCGAGAUCUUGUAUAAAAGUAUUAAAUUUACAAAUAAACACCACACAGCCACUUCCUGAACAUACGAUAUUCAAGAUGUCCAUAUUGCGGGCUAUUGCGGUGUUCCUAUGCGGGUUACGGCUAUGCAGAUCACAAUUGGCUUUCCCAGGAAACUGUCCAGAUAUUAGCGCGAUGGUGGACUUUGAUCCUACUCGGUACACGGGAAAAUGGUAUGAAGCUGAGAAGUAUUUCUUCUUAUUUGAGUUCGGGGGCAAAUGUGUGACGGCCAAUUUUGAAACCAAGGACGAUGGAAUUAUGACAGUAACCAACAAACAGCUAAGUAGUUUCACGGGCAUACAAUCAGAGAUUGACGGCGAAGCUACCCAGAUAAGCCGAUCAGACGAGGGCAAGUUGUCCGUUCGUUUUCCCUCACUACCCGUCAACGUUGCGGCACCAUAUUGGGUCGUAGAUACUGACUACGAUAACUAUUCUAUUAUUUGGAGUUGCAAUGACUUCGGACUCUUCCAUACUCGUAACUCAUGGAUAUUGACCAGAGAAAGAAAUCCACCGCUAUCAGUAAUGGAGAAAGUCUACAAAUCACUGGAUAAGAACAAUAUUAACCGCUCUUAUUUCCUCAGAACAGAUCAGUCUAAUUGCGUGGAGGAUGAUAAGUAAAAUCAUAAAAUGAUCAUGAAUUAAUCAGCUACAUAUAUUGAAACAUUUUCGUAUUUAGAACUGUUGUUAUUUCUAAUAGCUUAGAAUUUUUAUCAAUCUAUUUGAAAUAACAACAGACAAAUCCAAAAUGAAAAUGCUAUGUACGAUUUUUAUAAGAAAUGAACCCUAGUACUUAAUAUUUUCAUGCAUUUAUUAUUGUUAAGGAGAUACGAGCUUCCAUUUUCAUGACCAAUAUUUUUAAUUAAAUGCUUAUGAAAAUGGACGCGUCGUACUGUAAGAUUUAAACAUUUUAUAAUAUCAUAGUAUAUAAUGUAAAUUCUAUGAAUAUACUAUUAUUGAUG